AGGAAGAAAGGAAGAGAACCGUUUCUAUGACAGCCUCGCUCCUCCGUGGCACCUACCAUGCCUUCCGUUGAUUUAUUUUAAUUAAGUUACUUUCCAUGGAUAUACACAUAUUUCCUUUUCUUUUAUGUUCCUUGACUUGAACUUCUGAGGCGCAUCGCUUUUUCGAUUUUUGGCAGAAGAAUCGCGCGGCACAAAAAGAGGGAAAGAAAAUCGACUUAUAGCUAAGUUUCUGGUACGAGUGUCUUAAGCCAUCUUUUAGUGUUUAAAAUCGCCGUAAACGACUCUCAGACUUAUUAAUGCGGGGUUCUCUGCCAUUAAAGGUAGAGGUACCAAUUCACUCUCCUCGCCUGUACAGUAGGCUAUCGGAAUAUGUAUUCACUUCGAAAUAAGUUAGAAUAAAACCAGUUUCACAAUACUGUCACAUGCAAUUUUACAGUACUGUCCUGAUGUACCUAUGUAAUUAUUAAUACAGUAUUUUCACUUUGUUCAUUUGUUCAGUAGAUUAUGAGAAGCUGGCUCGCCUAUAUCUAGUGUGAUUUUUUGUUGUUGCUGAAAGACGUUUUCUAUCAUCGAACUAAAAAAAAACACCUGCAGCUACGACCGCUCUCGCGCGUACAAGUGUUUUCAUGUUAUUGCCAUCAUUAUCAUUAUUUUGUUUACAACCGAAGAAUGACCGUCAAACUGGAUUUUGAGGAAUGCCUUAAAGACUCCCCCCGUUUCAGGGCUGCCAUUGAGGGGGUUGAGGGAGAUGUUGGUGAACUGGAGACAAGAUUAGAGAAGCUGGUGAAGCAGUGUAACUCCAUGCUGGAGGCUGGGAAAGUGUAUUGUCAGAACAGCAAGAACUUUAUCACGGGACUGAAGGAACUGGGGCAGCACUGUGUUGCAGACAGCAUGCUGACGGAAAGUCUACAGAAAUUUUCCAGCAAGCUGUCUGUUAUUGUGGAUGCUCAGGGGGAGUUGAUGGAGACCACGCAGAAGUCAGUGAAGUUGAAACUGCAUAGCUUUGUUAAAGAAGAUGUGCGGCGGUUUAAGGAUGUGCGGAAGGAGUUUGAGCGCAGCAGUGAGAAUCUGGAGGCAGCCCUGGGGAGGAACGCUCAGGCCCCUCGGGCCAAGCUGCACGAGGUGGAGGAGGCCAGCAACACCCUGCUGGCUGCUCGCAAAGCCUUCCGGUCCGAGGCUCUGGACUACGUGCUGCAGAUCAAUGUCACCGAGUCGAAGAAGAAGACGGACAUUCUAGCAGCGGUGCUGUCCCUAAUCGAAGCCCAGGCUCAGUUCUUCCAGCUCGGCCAUCAGUCUCUCACAGAGGUGGAGGACUACCGCAAGAACCUCAGUGAGCAGCAUACUCAACUGGUCCUGAACUCUGCUCGGGAAAAAAGGGACAUGGAGCAGAGGCAUGCUGCCAUCAAAACAAAGGACAUAUCCUAUGAUGACUCCAUAAUGGACUUCAGCCCUGAUGCUCCCAGUGGCAUCGCCAUGGAGGGAUACCUGUACAAAAGAGCCAGCAAUGCCUUCAAAACCUGGAGCAGGCGCUGGUUCAGUAUCCAGAAAAAUCAGCUGGUGUACCAGAAGAAAUUUAAGGACCAGCCGACAGUGGUGAUGGAGGACCUGCGACUGUGCACAGUGAAGACCAGCGCAGAUAAUGAGAGGAGGUUCUGCUUUGAGGUGGUGUCUCCGUCCAAGAGCUGUCUGCUGCAGGCAGAUUCGGAGCGGCAGCAGCAAGGCUGGAUCAGUGCAGUGCAGAACAGCAUCGCCUCUGCUUUCCAGGACUGCAGAGAGGUCCAGCACAGCCCGAGAGGGAGAGACCGGUGUAGCUCGGUUUCUAACAGCAGUGGGGGGCAGUCAGGAGAGCAGGAGAGUACGGGACGACAGGCCCUGGAGGAGGUGCAGAAGAUCCAGGGGAACUCUCAGUGCUGCGACUGUGGGGAGCCCGGGCCUGACUGGGCCUCCAUCAACCUGGGAAUCACGCUGUGCAUCGUCUGCUCUGGCAUCCACAGGAGUCUUGGUGUCCAUUUUUCCAAAGUGCGCUCUCUCACUCUUGACUCCUGGGAGCCUGAGCUGGUCAGGUUAAUGUGUGAGCUGGGGAACACUGCAAUCAACAGGAUCUAUGAGGCACGCAUUGAGGAAAUCACAAUCAAGAAGCCACACUCAACCAGUCCUAGGCAGGAUAAAGAGUCGUGGAUUCGCUCAAAGUAUGUGGAGAAAAAGUUUAUUCAGAAGCUUCCAGAAACAGGCCGGGCUGCUCCCCUUCGCCGCUCCAGUGCCCGACGGAACCGGGCCAACACCCAGGAGCGAACGGGUUCCCGCCCCGCCCUCAAACCCAAGCCCAACCGAGCCACCCUCCCACGCCUCACAGGGCUGAGCUUGAGUGACAUUGGCCAGAAGAACCAUGCAGGUGCCCUCCAAGAUGAAGAGGAAGAGGAGGAUCUGAGUGGUCUUCAUCCCGGGGCUCUACUGUACCGCUCUGCUGCGCUCCAGCAGUUCCCUGUGAUGGCCGAUGCCCUGGCCCACGGCGCUGAUGUCAACUGGGUCAACACCACCGAGGAGAGCUCCACCCCUCUCAUACAAGCUGUGUCUGCUAAUUCCUUGGCAGCGUGUGAGUUUCUUCUGCAGAAUGGUGCCAAUGUGAACCAGGCAGACAGUAAUGGGAGAGGACCUCUCCAUCAUGCUACGAUAUUAGGACACACUGGGCUGGUCUGCCUCUUUCUGAAGCGGGGUGCGGACUAUAAUGCCAAAGAUAACAAACAGAAAGACCCCAUCACCAUCGCCGUGGAGAACGCCAAUGCAGACAUCGUCACAUUACUACGGAUCGCCAAGAUGAACAAGGAAAUGCGGGAGAUGGACGGAGCCUUUGGCCAAUCAGGUGAUGAAACAUAUCAGGAUAUCUUCCGAGAUUUCUCCCAAAUGGCCUCCAACAAUCCAGAGAAACUGAAACGGCGCAGCACCGACAUGAAGAUCCCAUGACCACUGGGUGUCACUGUCACACUAUGUUGUUAACUUAUGCACACACACACGCACACACACAUGCUCACACACAUGCACACAUUCCUUGCUGGAUUGACCGAUGGUGCAGGAAAAUUAGGAUGUUCUUUGCAACAUUAUGGGAACACCGAACAAGUUUCUGCUGGAAUUUGUUUUUCAGAUGCUUUGGAAAUACCACUUCCAAGACCUGGGUGCAAUAGUUAAUUAUUCCUUUAUGUGCCUCUCAGGAAUUUCAUAACCGCAGUGGUGUAAUUUCCCAUUUAAAUAAACCAUUCACAUCACACAAUUAUAUUGUAGACAGGACUGUGAGGAGAGAAUUACCCAGUUUGCCUUGAAAUGACAUGGCCCAGCCCUUUUUUAAGACUCCAACAAUUCUGCAGUUUCUACACAUUAUACAGUGUGAGCUUUGUUUCUUAAUUUAAUUUAAUGUAAUUCUUCCGGAAAUGAUUUGAUAAUGCAUGUAGCUCCAUCCUCCACAGUCACUAGGUUCACCAGGCGCUUAAGCAAUAUUAUACAGUAAGCUACUGAUUAGAGAACUGGGCUGAAGGUGAGAAAAGACUUGGGACAUUCAUUUUAGAAAGCAGGGUCAGCAGAAACAGGUGAGCAUUUAUGAACCUGGGCCUCAGUGAUUACUGAGCUAAAUUUGUGUCUGAUGAUAGAGUAUGAUGAUAAGAGCGUACAGUAAUCCUGUUUCCCACACCAAUACGUGUCUGCUGUACCAAGUUCAACAUGUGGAAGAAUAUGUUAAUAUUCAGGGGCAUAUUUCUGGUAUUAUGUACUGAUGUGACCCAGCAUCCUGGGUAUUUCUCAUUUUGGUUUUCUGUUUUUUGUCUUUGUUGUCACUGCAUGUUUGCAGAAAUAAAAGUUAUUUUUAAGCAAAAACAA
Molecule: messenger RNA, 3864 nt
Organism: Conger conger (European conger)
Lineage: Eukaryota; Metazoa; Chordata; Actinopteri; Anguilliformes; Congridae
Gene: acap1
Product: ArfGAP with coiled-coil, ankyrin repeat and PH domains 1
Exons: 23
Coding region: 670-2961 (763 amino acids)
Cellular component (GO): cytoplasm
Molecular function (GO): GTPase activator activity; protein binding
Source: RefSeq, a predicted model, not a curated record